GUGUACCUACCACCUCGAUCUUUGAACAUCCCUGCAGAAGUGAGCAUUUGGCUGGAAGCUCGCAACUUUGAACAGGAAACAACGAUUGAAUGGAAAUGCGUGGACAUGCAAAGCGAAAACGGAGAUCCUGUCCCAAAGGAUUGUUUACAGCCGCCGGCGUCGCUGGCCAACGAGUCGUCGUUCCUGUCCGCGAUGACGGCCGAGGCGCUGUCGGAGGCGCAGGCCGUGCUCAUGGAGGUGACGAACGCCGUCGUGGCCGAGCACGAGUGGGUCGGCAGGCCGUCCGCCCGCGACUCGGACGCCCCCAGGUCGUCCAAGGCGAUGAGCUGCGUCCCCGUGCGCCGCCACCGCGGCAACUCGCGCUGCUCCGUCGCCGUCGCCACCGUCGACGCCGACGCCGACUCGCUCAUCAGCUCCGAGAGCAGCGAGGACGAGAUGCUCGCGCUCGCCUACGUCAGCCAGAGGACGCACUCCACCGACAGCGUUUCCGAGGUGGACGAGGGCUACUCCUUCUUGCCCGUCUUUCCCGACAAGAAGGACUUCUCCCAAUACGCCCAGCACUUGCGCAGGGUGAAACAGGCGAUCGAAGAGUGGACAUACGACGUGGCAUAUCGGCGCCACUACUUCGCCAAUAUGCCCAGUGGAAUGAACGAGUGCUACAAGCUGAUUCAAGGCGAGAACCGCCCGGAGAACGGCCGUAUGUCAGAGUCUUCAAAAACAGCGCGAAAAGCGAGACUACGAAAAGAAUCUCCAUCUGCUUGUCCGUUCGACGAAAAUACUCCGUUAUUCGCCGUGAAGAAUCUAGCUGGCGAUGAAGUCUACGAUAUGCUUCGCGGGAGAUCGUCGGAGGACACCGAAUCCAACGACAGCUCCUCCGCCUCGAAGAGGGAGCUGAACCUGUGGGAGAUCACGCAACAGGCCAUGCGGAGGUACACGCUGCUGCUCACGUUGAUGCGGGCCAACGGCGCGGUGCUGCCCCACGUGCAGCCGCAGGACCUCUUCGCAGUGGAGUUGGUGAUAGAAAUUGAAUUUGCAAACGACGAUGGCGCAGUUUCUCAAAACGACGAAUUGGUCCCAGUGGUGCGGUUUUUUGUCACCUUUCAUCGUUUUGAGAUGUAA
This is a messenger RNA of Gryllus bimaculatus (two-spotted cricket), 1119 nucleotides long. NCBI's taxonomy places the organism in Eukaryota, Metazoa, Arthropoda, Insecta, Orthoptera, Gryllidae. The record is from the annotation of a GenBank genome assembly.